GUGUUACCAAGGAGGCGAGAGCAACGACAGGGAGAGGACGGAUAGGAAAAGCCUCUGCAUGCCUGCUGCAUCGACUUCAUUUGAGAGGCUUUUCCCCCUCGUGUGGUUUAUCCACCUCGAAUCAGUACAGUGGCGACGGCUGCAUUCAGGAUAAGACUCUCCUCCACCACCGGGCGGCGCUAUUGGGACCAAUGUCAUGGCCGUGGAUCUUUUCGUCUCAAAGCUCUCCUCGAAUGCAGGCAGCUCCAUGAUGGAUAUCUCUCCGGCUGCUACGUAGCCACGGAGUGGGAGGGACUGCCCGUCUUCCAGCAUUUCCAUUGGUUUUACAGUCCGCACGGCGGAGAGGGGGGGUGCCUCUAAUCAUAUCCAGCAUGUUUUGCACAAGAAAUGUCAGCCAGAAAGGGCUAUCUUCUCCCCUCGCCAAAAUACACCACAAUAAUGUCAUGUUCGGACAGCCCGUCAGGAAAUGCGUUUUUAGUGGAUUCUCUGAUCAGUGGCCGCACCGAGAGCGGCGGAGGUCACUACGCGGGGAGCGCGGUGUGCGUACCUCAUAGUGCCGCUUCAGAAGUGCCUUACGGACUACACAACUAUGGAUACUUCCCAGGUAUGGGUAAGCGGAGCGAUGUGGGUCCCCAAAACAUGGUUUCUGCCUCUGGCGCGUACAUGUCUGGUAUGGAGAUGUGGAUGGACGCGCAGAGGUCAUGUCGACUGGACCAAGAGCACCCGGUGGGUCCCCAGGUCGCGCCCUGCUCGUUCCCGCAGAAUAUUAAGGAAGAGAGCACCUAUUGCCUGUAUGAGCAGCCCAAGUGUCCUAAAGCCUCCACCGCUGAAGAUCUUACAUAUUCGAGGUUAACGACAGCCGGCCUCGGCUCGAGUUCUUGUACAGUUACCGAUGGCGGCGGCGGGGGCUCAGUGCCUGUGCCGGGCUACUUCCGCUUGUCUCAGACGCACGCACAUUCUCAUAAACUUUACAACACCAACGGCCCCCAGCCGAACCCUUCCCAUUCUCAUUUUGGCCUACACCCCAUUGCUCCUGCUCGCUUCCACACGCCACCAACCUCGACUGCUGCUCCAGCCACGGCGCAAGAAGGGAGGAACACCGAGGAGCCCGUGUCCUCGGGAAACGCAGACCUGCAGUCUCACGCUGCACCGGGGACCGACGAGGCACGCGAGUCCUCGGAUGCAGAAGCCUCCUCAGCUGACGAGACAGAAGAGCAUGACAAAGACAGACCAGCAAAGACAACUAAAGGAGACGCAAAAAGUGAAAACACGGCCAACUGGCUGACAGCAAAAAGCGGCCGGAAGAAACGCUGUCCAUACACCAAGCAUCAGACACUGGAGCUGGAGAAGGAGUUCCUCUUCAACAUGUACCUGACCCGAGAGCGCCGCCUAGAGAUCAGUAAAAGCGUCCACCUGACGGACAGACAGGUUAAAAUCUGGUUCCAGAACCGCAGGAUGAAACUGAAGAAAAUGACGCGGGAAAACAGGAUCCGGGAGCUCACCUCCAACUACGGAUUUUCAUGAUGAACAAGGUGAUCACAUUGAAAUAGAAGAUAACUGGUGAAAUCAAUGACACCCACCCACCCUCCUCCAGCCCCCCCCCCACCUCUCCCUUCCUCACCACAUAAUGACUCAUUUCACUGUGGGGUACAACUUUCCUUUAUUUCCAGACACGCUUAAAGUCGAUGCAUCGUCCUCUGCGAGCUACUGAGAAUCAGAAAGAGGAAAAAUGAAUGUCAUGAGUUCUAUUCGGUUGUUUUCUGAUGUUGUGUUUUUGUAUUGUCGACCUGUUUCUGUCACUUAUGUCGUAUGGUUGGAUAUUGUCGUCGGUGGAGUUAAAUUAACGCAUUUUUUUUUUUUAGAAAACACAUUGUGCCCUGGAAGGAGGCUCAAAUUACCCACUUUUCCCUCGAAACGCUGGCAAAAAAUUAUUCUCCAAAUUUAGCCAAAAAAUGUAAUUUUAUUUUAAUUGGAACUGCAUGAUAUAAAGAUUUCGUGCAUUAUUUUACGCAAUUAUAAACCACUCUGGAAUAUAAUGCCCAUGUAUCACCAAGGGAAAAAUAAUUCACCUUUGACCAUUAGAUGUAGUCUUCCAUGAUAUAGGCCUAUUCUAUGUAUGAGCUAAAUGUAUGAAUUGAAUCUUUAAUCACGUUGAGGACGUUUACACGAAAAACGGUGUGCAAAGUGAAGUAGGAAUGUUUUUACUGUAUAUUUCUGUGUACAUAUGACAUUGUGAUUUUGUGUAAUGCUUAAUAAAUUAUCAGCUCGCAUUGAGGAGUAGCUGCUUGUA
Molecule: messenger RNA, 2290 nt
Organism: Epinephelus moara (kelp grouper)
Lineage: Eukaryota; Metazoa; Chordata; Actinopteri; Perciformes; Serranidae
Product: homeobox protein Hox-A10
Exons: 3
Coding region: 388-1524 (378 amino acids)
Biological process (GO): regulation of transcription by RNA polymerase II
Cellular component (GO): nucleus
Molecular function (GO): DNA-binding transcription factor activity, RNA polymerase II-specific; RNA polymerase II cis-regulatory region sequence-specific DNA binding
Source: RefSeq, a predicted model, not a curated record